AUGAUCAGCAACUUGGGCAGUAGCUCACCAAUUCCCAUCUGGGCUGAUGUCUGCAGGAAACAAAGGAUACGGAUAGCCAUAAUCGACACGGGUAUCGAUGAAGGUGACAUCACAAUCGAAGAAGCCAUGGAUGAACGCAUCAAGGAAUGUUGCGGGUUCGUCAAUGGCCCAGACGCAGAGCCAGACCCUAGCGAUUACGACGAUCAUGUCGGUCACGGAACCCACGUAGCGAGGCUUAUGCUGAAGAUGGCACCAUCGGCUGAGCUUUACAUUGCCAAGAUCUCCAAUGAAUCCAGCAUUCAGACGACAGACCUGCAUUGUGUUGCAAGGGCUAUCAAAUGGGCCCACAAGGAAAAAUGUGUCCAUAUCAUCUCCAUGUCCUUUGGGCUGAAAAUCCCAAGCAAUGCAGAGACAGAUAAGGUCAUCAGGUCGGCCAAAAGUGCUGGAAUAACCAUGUUUGCCGCCGCUGCCAACAGCGGCGGCAACCAGCCUCGUGCGUAUCCGGCCAGCCGCGGCUCUCCCGUGAUCUGCGUGCACGCCAGCGAUGGCCUGGGCAACGACGGCGGCAUCAGCCCGGAUCCGCUGCCCGAUGAAUGCAAUUUCUCCACCUUGGGUAUCUCUAUUGCGUCCAAAUGGAAGGGAGACGAUGUCUUGAAGUCAGGAACUUCGUUUGCUACCCCAAUUGCAGCUGCUCUAGCGGCAGACGUCCUCGAAUUUGCUAGACACAGGUGUGACCUAGAUGAGUCCGAACUCAAAAGCUUGCGAGAGCAUGAUGGCAUAUACAAGAUCCUGAAACUUAUGGCCCGCAAACGUCAGAAUCACGACUAUCUAACGCCUCUUCAUCUCUGGAAUGGAGAAAACGACGACGAGGCUAUUGUAAAGAAACUGUAUAAGAUUGUCGAUCGAUGA
This is a messenger RNA of Trichoderma atroviride IMI 206040, 909 nucleotides long. RefSeq lists its product as uncharacterized. The record is from RefSeq and is a predicted model, not a curated record. Gene Ontology annotation, molecular function: serine-type endopeptidase activity. Lineage: Eukaryota; Fungi; Ascomycota; Sordariomycetes; Hypocreales; Hypocreaceae. Gene Ontology annotation, biological process: proteolysis.